Messenger RNA from Emericellopsis atlantica, 827 nucleotides. RefSeq lists its product as uncharacterized. The coding region runs from base 162 to 821 and encodes 219 amino acids. The record is from RefSeq and is a predicted model, not a curated record. The transcript has a single exon. Lineage: Eukaryota; Fungi; Ascomycota; Sordariomycetes; Hypocreales; Bionectriaceae.
CCUGCUAUUAGAAGAGCCCAGCGAACGCGGUCACCAGACUCAGUGACUCACCACACCAAUUCGAAGGCUAUUAAUGGCGCAAACCCCUAUCUGCCUCCCCCAAACCACAUUACUCUGAACAUAGCAGCAGUUAGGACGACUCUUUCAGAUUCGCCCACGAAAUGGGCAAACGACCCAAGAGACCACCGCCGGUGGUGAUCAAGAAACGCGACAGAUUCCACCAAUUUUCGCGUCUGCCGCCUGAGAUCCGUACCCGUGUUUGGGAGCUUACGGAGGCCGAACCGCGGAUUGUCGAGGUCUACACGCAUCCCCCUACUAUUGUUUUCAAGCAGAUCGAGUACAUUAGGUCGCCCGUACGCCCACCUGCCGUCCUACACGUCUGUCGCGAAGCUCGGCGCUGUGCAUUGGCCCGUUCUCUUUACGUGCGUGCCUUCACGUCAGGGUCCAAGCCUCGGGAUACGUGGGUCAACUUUGAGUUCGAUAUGAUCUCCGUCAGGCCUAUUACCUUUGAACCUAUCAAGCCUGAGAAACCCCUGAUUCAGCGUCUGCGUAUACAAGGCAGCCGAAACGAGAACUGGUGUUACUGGAGGUCUAAUGAGAUGGCCACGGAUUUCCCUAGCAUCAAGGAGGUGCAUGUGAUUUGCACGGAUGGCGUUGUUUGGUGGCGUGACGCUAUAGACGACGAUGAUUUCGGCACGCAGAAUGUGAAGUUCUUCAACGAAACGCCAUCAGGCUAUAUGCUUACCUGGAAGGAGCUGGAGGAGAAAUAUCCCAGUAGUUAUAGUUAUAUUGAGUAUGAUGAUGAAUCUAAGUCGAGUUAAGCCACA